AUGGUAAUACCAAAGAAACAAAAUGCUUUGCCGGGUAUUUGGACAUCAGAUAUCUCUCAAAGCUUCUAUGGGAAUGUUAACACGCUCUCUAAGAAACUUAAGCCAAAUCAGAGUCCUCGAGCCCCAAAAAAUUACCGGCAGGGUGCCCCGAGGGCGAAGGAAAAGAAGAAAUAUUUACUGUCUUAUGAAGAGGAACUCCAUAUAGCAGACCAUGUCGCAUUCCUCGCUCAUGCAGAAGAAGGCGUUGAAUUUGUCUCUGCUGUGGUUCUAGAGGAGAUGAGCGACCCCCCGGGUUUCACAUUCCGGCUUGCAUCGAACCAUACGCCUCGUCUUACUGUUGUCAAUGGAAUCGAAAGAAUACUCGGGAUCGUGCGAGACCAUGCCAAGGCAGCUAUGCAACAGUACCAGUCCCAGCUUUUCGAAGAGAUUAUCUCCUUUAGCGAGAAGCGUAUUUACGGUCGCAUGAGGACCCAUCAUUGGGUAAAGCCUGAUCACUUCGGGAAAGGGGGGUCAAGUCUCCCACCGCUAUACGUAAGGAUAGACAGGAUAUUAGAGGGUAUUUGGGGACCUGAUGGACAGAAACUCGCCGAAUUUGCGUCGCUCCGAGCAUCAAUCAUCGCCCUACGAGAUGCCCUCGAGAAAGUCGACCAAGAACAUGCUAGAGAUUCGACCAACCUUCUCAAAAAUGCUAUUCUCAAGAGCUACGACGUAUCCAAUCAAGGAUCAUCCAAAUCUCUCGCGACUCAUUUGCAAAUCAUGGGUCUCAAAGCGCGGAUCUACGCCAGUCGAGAAGUGGCUGAAAUCGACAAGCUUAGUAAAUACUGGGGCAUUUGCAAAGACCUCAUAAGACUCAGUCGCCAACCGGAGACUAGGUCCCAUUGCCAAAACUUGAAACUAGAAAUAUGCGACGCUUACCCAGCAAGUCAGCCACCCGGCGCAGCUGACUUGUGCUUUGUACAUGGAGAGGUCCAGUUAAUACUCUUCUACGAAAAAUACGGGAACGACUUGCCGCCGCGUGCCAUCGGCUCCAGCAAAUCCGCAUGCUUCCUAUGUGAUCUUUUCAUCAAAUAUCAUGGCCAAUUCGGCAUCUCGCAUUCCCACAUGAAGCUAUAUCCCAAAUGGACUAUUCCAGACAAUAGUGCAUGGAUGAGCCAGCACCCUCAGCAACGGACAAAGUUUCGAGCGGUUAUUCGUUCUAUGGAGAAUGAAAUAGUUGGGUUGUUGGGGAAGAAUGUCUAUCAUCAAAAUGUCGCCAUGGAGAGUCGAGCUCAUGUGCUAAUGCUGGAGAGAUCGAGUAUUGCAGCGUCAACUUCAACUUCAGUGGCCACUACCAUGUCAGAUGUACAGCAAAUACCGAGGCCUCUGGCGGUACGUAUAAGCAGCAGCGCCUCAUCUUCGUCUUCAACAACCGUACAGCUCAAUAGAAACCCCACAGCCCCCAAUCCCUCUACUUACCAGCUCGAGGACCUGCCAGUCACUAUUGACAUUUCCCCUGCGACGAAGUCCUGCGAACUUACAGCUGGAAUCGUCUCGUACUUCUUCGACUUUGAGGAUAUCGCUACUACUGGUGGUAUGCUUUACAUUGCCGAUAAUCCACGCCAGCAUCGGGAGGAGAAGAGGGUGAGUGUAAAUACUACUGGGUUAUCGUUCGAUUCUUCUGUUUGCAUUCAAGCUGAGCCAGAUUCGAGGCUUCUGACCUUUGUUGUUCAUGCUGAUGGGCAGCAUGAGCUUGGAGUUUCUGUCACUUGGCACGGGCUGUGA
Lachnellula hyalina is the source of this 1761-nucleotide messenger RNA. RefSeq lists its product as uncharacterized. The coding region runs from base 1 to 1761 and encodes 586 amino acids. NCBI's taxonomy places the organism in Eukaryota, Fungi, Ascomycota, Leotiomycetes, Helotiales, Lachnaceae. The record is from RefSeq and is a predicted model, not a curated record. The transcript has 2 exons.